GUCCGUAUCGUUCUACAAUAGGAACUGAGCUGUACUUGACGACAUCACAGCUCAGCUUAGUUUUUACUGCCAGCCCCCUUAAUUUAACUGUGAUUAAUAUUUGCAGUGGAAAAACAUUACAUUAAGAUUUCUUUAAGAAAAAAAAUGCGCCUGCCUAGACGACGCAGAAUAGAUGCUGAGUUUGUUACACAUACAGACACUGAUAGCAGUGCAGAGCCUAUCACUGCUACAUGUAACCAGGGUAACCAAUUAUGCAGUCAAAAGGGACCAGACACUUAAAUCUUAGUGAAAGGCCAUAAAACUGUCCCAGUUUUCUCAACAGUGGACAGAGUUAAUGAGCCUGCGCAGUAUCUGUGGCUGUUUUAUCAUCCAAGGAUUUAUUACUGUGUCAUUCUGUGACCUGAACAGGAUGUUUAAUUGAUGCCGCCACCAUGUCACUGGUGCUAGAACUAACUGCCACGUUUCAAAACACUGUCCCUUUGUCAUGAACUGACCUUUGCUGCAAAUUCAAGUGCAGACUAAAAUUAGGGCUGAAAAAUACCUGCUAUCACCCUGCGGCAGCAGUCGUGUGGUGUUGUAAGAAUGAGGACCCAAAACGUUGGCACUGGCUGUGAUGCGAGCGAGCUUUAUUGCAGACGGUGUACACAACAAAAACGAGGGAAAAACCAAAACAAAACCUGAACUGGGAACAACUAAAGAACACCUCUCUAUGACUUUCAUAGAGAUAAGGUACCGCUGUACCAGACUCAGCGCCUGAAGAGAUGGCUGAGCAGGUUUUGAUGAUGAAUCUACUGGAUGACACAUUAGUUGACAUUGCACAGAUCAAACGUUGGACAGCUAAGGAUGUCUUAUUGCUGCAAGUUCGUGAGUACACCUUAAAAGGCUGGCUUGUUCAGACCGGGGCCUGUUUCAAGCCAUAUCGACAGAGAAAGCUGGAACUGAGUGUGAGGGAUGAUUGCGUGCUCUGCUGAGCCCGACUAAUUAUUCCCACCAAAGACAGAGACAAAAUAUUGAAACUCCUGCACCAGACUCAUACAGGCAUGUCGAAGAUGAAAGGCUUGGCAAGGUCUUAUGUAUGGUGGCCUGGGAUGGAUGAGAACGUUGAAAUGGAAGUGCAGGCAUGUGAGGAGUGUCAGAAACACCACAAGUCUCCACCUACGGCACCAUUACACCCUUGCGAAUGGCCGGAGUCACCAUAGUCCAGGAUCCAUGUGGACUAUGCAGGGCCUUUCCUCGGGGAGAUAUUUCUAAUCAUAGUGGAUGCUCCUUCCAAGUGGAUGGACAUUUACCCUGUGAAAUCCUCUACAUCACAGGUGACUAUAGAGAAACUGCGACAGAGUUUCGGUGUGUUUGGACCACCUAAAAUGUUAGUUUCAGACAAUGGAACAUGUUUCACAAGUGCUGAGUUUGAGUCAUUCAUGAAGCAGAAUGGCAUUGACCAUGUGAGGUCAGCACCUUUCCAUCCUUCUUCCAGUGGGUUGGCUGAGAGGGCGGUCCAGUCCCAGGAGGGGAUGAAGAAAGUAAAAGCUGAUACCUUGCAAACCAGACUGUCCCAAUUUCUGUUCAGUUAUCGCAUCACACCGCAUGCCACUACUGGUUUAUCACCUGCAGAGUUGAUGAUGUCACUGAGACAGCAGAUAUUUUCAGCAGAUAUUUAUGAAUGCUAAUUAAAAGAUAAAAUGAUCUUGCAGGCCGACAGGUUAACCCAGAAAUGUUUCCAAGUGGAGAUCAGGAACCAGCUUAUGAGCCUAUUGGUGGACUCUGGGACUUACUGAACAAUCUUUAUGUUGCUCUCUAUGAUAUCAUUUUUUGGAGGCUGAAUGAGCUAUUAGAUUAAAUGGAGGCACGAUAUGAUGAGGACUUUGACAAUAUCAUUGAGAACAAUGUAAACAUUCUCAAUAUUAAUGUGAGAGACAAUAAUGCCAAUGUUGACCACAAUGAACUGCAUGAUGAUCAUAAUGCUGUUGUUGUUGUUGUUGGCAUUGAAAGUGAUGAUUCUGAUGAGGCAUUUGAAGACUGUGUGGAUGUUCACCAGUACAUCCCAGAAGAGGAUCCUCAGCCGGCUGUAUCCAGGAGGAGGUCUAGAGAGAUGGAUGAAGAAGAUGUGGAACCAAACAAAAGAAUCAGAUGGAGCGAGGAGUUUUCUGAUGAUGACUCUGACUUCAUCUCUGCUUGAGACACUGAUAGCGAGGGCUGUCCUCACGUUGGUAAUAUUGCUGAUGAGGACAUCAAUCAGCAGGUAACAGAAGAAGAACCGCUGCCUGGUGGAUCCACGAAAAGGUCCAGAAAAGAAGAUGUAGAUGAAGAAGAGCGUAACAGCAAAAAAUCCAGGCUUGCAAACUCUGAUUCGGGGACUAGCUCAACUGUCUUUUCCUCAUCUUUUCCUUGUUUUGAUGUAAGAAUUCCAGGAUCCAGAAUUCAAAAAUAUGUAAAUAAGAAAAUAUUUAAAUUGAUUUUUUCUGAGCAACACAAUCAAACCUCUAAGAUGUCACCAGAAGGCUUCAGAUCUCUUUCACCUGUGCUGAACAGGUGAAUAGAAAUAAUUUUGCCAUCUUUUGUCUGCAAUAGAGAGGACAAUCCAGGGCCUCUGGGUCUGUUCCACUUAUUGUGUAUGAACUGAUACAUCAGGGCAACAUGGGUGUUCCCCUUCCCAGAGGUUUAAGAUGUCAAGGCAGUGGACAGUAUGAUGCGAUGGGCUAUUGUACCCAGAGGGGUGGAGAAAUCCAGGUAGAGUUGGAGGAGAAGAAAGCGACAGAAGCUGCUCGAGAAAUAAAGUUUUACCUUGUGAGGAAAGAGCAGAGAAAGAGAAGGAUCUGGAGGUGGCAAGCCCACACUCUCUACCCCAUUUCAGACUUAAACAGGACCAGCGGACUCAGAAAUAUGAGGUUUUCACUUCUGUGGCUGUUCAGUCUAUUUGCAGUGCUGGAUUGCUGCGGUGCAGUUGAUCUGAGGGACUGUGAGGAAGCAGGCAGCAAAUGUAACCCCAACGCUGACUGUAUAAGGAUCAGUAACACCUUUACCUGUGCGUGUAGAAUGGGCUACCAGGGCGAUGGUCUGACCUGCAGCGACAUCGACGAAUGUGGCAGUGGCCUGAACAACUGCCACAAACAGGCAGACUGCACCAAUACCUUAGGCAGCUAUAACUGUGUCUGCCGCAGUGGAUACACUGGAGAUGGUACAACCUGCGAGGACGUAGAUGAGUGUCAAAGAGACAACGGGGGUUGCCAUGAAUAUGCCCUUUGUACUAACUUUGAGGGAGGACGAAAAUGCCAGUGCAAAAGUGGCUUUACUGGUAACGGCUUUCAGUGUACUGAUAUUAAUGAAUGCACAACACCGAAUAUUUGCCAUUGGAACGCCACCUGCACCAACACCCCAGGGUCUCACGUCUGUGCCUGUAAUCCUGGUUAUAAGGGCAAUGGAAAGUACCUAUGUCUGGAUGUAGAUGAAUGCUCAGAGACUCCAAACGUGUGUCCUUCUGGACAUGGCUACAGAGGUUGUAGAAACCUGCCUGGAUCCUACAGUUGCAUAUGCAGCCCUGGCUUUGAAAAUAUUGGAAAGAAUUGUGUGGACAUCGAUGAAUGUGCCGCUAGCACCUGCAGCCGUUUUGCAGAUUGUGAAAACAGCUUAGGGUCAUACACGUGUACUUGCAAAAGUGGCUUUGCUGGGAAUGGGCUGACAUGCGUAGACAUAAACGAAUGCAAUGGAAACAAUGCAUGUGACCCCAGGGCGGUGUGCAUCAACAGGAUGGGCAGUUAUGAGUGCUCUUGUCCAGUUGGUUUUCUUGGAAACGGAAGACAGUGUAACGACAUAAAUGAGUGUGAAAGAACUAACAUCUGUCCUUCUACCACUACCUGUGUGAACACUGGUGGCUCGUACUACUGUGACUGUGGCCGCGGCUUUAUCUUUAAUAACUCCCAGUGCACUGACGUGGAUGAGUGCGUGCCCGGCCGCUGCAGCCCCUACGCAACCUGCACGAAUUCACCUGGGUCCUUCUCUUGUCAGUGCUUGGAGGGAUACAGGGGGAACGGUUUUACCUGUGAGGAUGUGGAUGAAUGCUCGCAGGCUAAGCAGUGCCACACCAGUGCUCUGUGCAUUAACCUUCCAGGCUCCUACAACUGUACUUGUCAGGUGGGUUAUUCUGGAGAUGGGAUACAGCAAUGCAGGGAUAUAAAUGAGUGUUUGGUGGAUAACGGAGGUUGCAGAAACAAAGCUACGUGUGUCAACAAUCAGGGAUCCUUUUCAUGCCUGUGUCAGCCUGGCUACGUCUUGAUUAACCGUACCCUUUGCCAGGAUAUAAAUGAGUGCAAGGAAUUGAAGAAUCCCUGUGGCGUGAAUGAAGAGUGCAAUAACACCGACGGGGCGUACCAGUGCCCAUGCCGGGUUGGGUACUACCGCCCUGGUAGCAACAUGAAUUGCAUCGAUAUUGAUGAGUGUAAAGACAACCCAUGUCAUGUCCAUGCCACGUGUAUCAACACGCAAGGCUCAUACACCUGCACCUGCAAGAGUGGCUUUGUAGCAAACGGCACUCAGUGCGUGGAUGCAGACGAGUGUUCUCAGAAGGAUAUAUGCCACGCACGAGCAAACUGCACUAACCUAAUAGGGAACUUCUUAUGCACUUGUCAGGAGGGUUUCAGGGGCGAUGGCUUCUUCUGUCAGGACGUGGACGAAUGCUCCAUCUCUAAUACAACCUGCCCCGCUUUCUCAACAUGUAUCAACUCGGCCGGUUCUCACGUCUGCUCAUGUUUGAAUGGUACAGUGGCCUUUAAUAACACUUGUGUGCCACCCAGCCCACUGUGUGACCCUGCGUGCCACAGUCGCGGCCUGUGCCACCGUUCACCAACUGGAUACCAGUGCGUUUGUGACCUGGGCUACACGGGCAAUGGACUGACUUGCUCCGACAUAGACGAGUGCCAGAGGGAAAAUGUUUGUCCUCAAAAUGAAAUGGAGUGUAAAAAUAUCCCUGGAUCAUUUUCCUGCACCUGCAAACAGGGCUACACUCUCAAUGGAACUCAGUGUGUCGAUGUGAACGAAUGUGAGACAGGUCAACAGGAUUGCAGUGAAUUUGCUAAGUGUGUCAACACAGUGGGCAGCCAUUCCUGUUUCUGUCUCAGCGGUUUUACGGGUGAUGGAAAAAACUGCUCUGAGGGAAAUCUGUUUCCCUAUGGAGAUGAUGUCGGGGAUAAUGAAGUAAACAUAGACACAGAAGAUGGAAAUUCUCCAUAUAUCACACCACCAAUGGGCUUCCCCUUCAUGGGGAAAUUGUACGACAGAAUUUAUUUUUCUGAUAAUGGGCUUGUCCAGUUUCAAUCUGUUGUUGAGAAUGAGCAGUAUCUCCUCCCGUCUCCUUUCGCCAGUGGUUUCCCUGACCACAUGAACUUGACUUUGUUAGCUGUGUUCUGGGAUGAUGCAGACCUCACUCAAGGGAAUGGACGGCUCCUCUAUCAGGAAUACCACACACGGAAUGUGUCAGAUGUCUACUCCCAGGUAGUGGUUAAUCGUACGGCUGAGGAAGUAACAAAAUUUGAGCGCCUGAAAAACAAGCCAGCUUUUACCCCUGCCUGGAUCCUCAAAAUCACCUGGGACGAUGUGAUGCCUGUCUCCUUCCAGAAGGUCAGCUUCUCAGAGAGCAACACUUUCCAGUGUAUCCUGACCACAGACGGAGCGCGUUCCUUUGCCCUCCUGCGAUACGGGGAGAUGAAAUGGGGCCCAGGUCAGAGAAAAUACCACGAUGCUCUUAUCGGCUACACAAAUGGAAAGCUGUCUAUCAAGGAAAUCCCAGUCCCUCCUGAAAACCUCUUUGGCCCUGGGGGAAGAUACAGGCCUCAGCAAGUGAAAGGAACCAUGGGGAACUUAGGCCAGCUGGUCUAUGAUUUGACAGGACCGACGGGGUCAGACGUAGAUCCCGGCUUCAGGUGCCAGGAGUGGGCAGUGAUGGAGCCUGAUCCUGAUGAGUGGACAAAAGGGCUGCCUGCCUGUCCCUGCACACGGAACCAGGUUCUGGAGGAUCUGUUAUUUAUGCAGGAUACAUCUGUGCCUAGUCCAACUGUGGUGAAGCUGAGGGGUCAGCGGUGGGGGAGUGCACAGGGGCAGACCUUCCGCUCAGUCCUGUCCAAUAUAUAUGGCUCAGGGAAGAGGUGUGUGUAUGAACCUGAUGGUGCCCUGCUAGCUGGAUACAAUGAGCGCUACUUCUCUGGAUACAGCAUACAGAAACAUAUUGAUGACGAUCUCCUGCCCUUUCAGUGGUGUUGUAUGGAGUCUCCACUUUGCCACUUUUACCUCGACAAGAGGCCGCUGGACCGCUGUCAAGGUUACAGCUGGACUAGACCUGACGGCUUCACCCAAUCCAAGAAGGUGACACAGGGUAUAGCAAUGGUGUAUGGCAGCCUCCAUUUCAUCACCUUCGAUGGGAGAACGUACUCCUUCAAGGCCCUGGGAGAGUUUGUGAUAUUGCGUCUCUCAUCUGCCACCGGCUCUAAUAUCUUCACCCUGCAAGGACAGAUUGACAGGCUACACCCAGACGUGAACAGGAUCACUGAAGUCCCAGCGGUGGUGCGCAUGGCUGCCUUCUACCAAGGCAUUGGCAAGAUUGAAUGGAGGAGUUCAGAGAAGGACAGCAGACUGCGAGUUUUGGUGGAUGACGUUGAAGUCCCAGUCACCGUUGGUCUUGUACAUGCCAGUAAGAAUAACUUUGCAGUGCGCUGUACCGAACUGCAACGCUGCGCGGCUGUGUAUGCCAACGGCCUCCACGUGGUGGUGUGGCGAAGUGGGGGUAGCAAUCAGCUGUGCGCCUUAGUGGAGGUUCCUGAGACCUUCUUCAACCGCACCGUGGGUCUCAUGGGCCUCUGGAGCGCCAACCCCUCUGAUGAUUUCCUCAUGUCCGAUGGCAAGGCCAUUCGCUCGACGGAUGUCAGCACCCCUGCAGAGGAACAACUGCAUCUCUUUGGUUUGUCCUUUUGUCUGAAGCACAACUCCAAAUGA
Molecule: messenger RNA, 6978 nt
Organism: Haplochromis burtoni (Burton's mouthbrooder)
Lineage: Eukaryota; Metazoa; Chordata; Actinopteri; Cichliformes; Cichlidae
Product: fibrillin-2
Exons: 13
Coding region: 2635-6978 (1447 amino acids)
Biological process (GO): cell-matrix adhesion
Molecular function (GO): calcium ion binding
Source: RefSeq, a predicted model, not a curated record